Neltuma alba is the source of this 1058-nucleotide messenger RNA. Its product is annotated as mannose-P-dolichol utilization defect 1 protein homolog 2-like. The coding region runs from base 123 to 830 and encodes 235 amino acids. The transcript is spliced from 8 exons. The record is from RefSeq and is a predicted model, not a curated record. NCBI's taxonomy places the organism in Eukaryota, Viridiplantae, Streptophyta, Magnoliopsida, Fabales, Fabaceae.
CCAAAUGGAUUUCCCGGCACUAGGCAGAUAUUUGAGGCUUCGAUAACCGUCGUCCGAAGCAAUUCACAGGGCAAAGUAGGUGCUACAGUGUUAGAUUGUUUGGGGGAAUUGCUUGCGAGAGCAUGGAUUAUCUGGGGAUUGAUGUGAGCUGUGCCGUGGGAUCUCUCCGCCAUGGCCACUUUCCAGACAAGGACUGCCUGCUACCUCUUAUUUCCAAGCUUCUCGGCUAUGCCAUCGUUGCCGCUUCCACUACUGUCAAACUUCCCCAGAUCUUAAAAAUUCUGAAUCAUAAAAGUGUGAGAGGCCUUAGCAUGAUAUCUUUUGAGCUGGAAGUUGUUGGCUAUACCAUAGCACUAGCUUACUGUCUUCACAAAGGGCUUCCUUUUUCAGCUUAUGGGGAGCUAUUGUUUCUUUUAAUCCAAGCUUUAGUUUUGGUUGCUAUAAUCUACUACUUUUCUCAACCAUUGGGUGCCAAAACAUGGAUCCGGGCGUUACUAUAUUGUGCUGUAGCGCCCACUAUCUUGGCUGGUCAAAUCAAUCCUCUUCUCUUUGAAGCUCUCUAUGCAUCCCAGCAUGCAGUUUUCCUCUUUGCCAGGAUCCCGCAAAUAUGGAAAAACUUUUCUAGCAAAAGCACUGGGGAACUCAGUUUCUUAACAUCAUUCAUGAACUUUGGAGGCUCAAUGGUCAGAGUCUUUACCAGCAUACAGGAAAAUGCGCCAACUAGUGUCAUACUGGGCUCUGUACUUGGUGUUGCAACAAAUUUUACUAUCUUGAGUCAGAUAGUUAUAUACCAGAAACCUCGGGCUGGGAAGGAGAAGAAGACCAAAUAGAAUUCUAUGUCAUUUUAUGCUGAGUUCUCAACUUUCAACGUCUAAUAGGCAGGCAGGCUGUGUUUGGUUUCAAGGAGACUAUUUUCGAUUCUAUUGUAUUGAUUGUACAAUAUUGGUUAUCAGGCAGUAACUUAAAGGAAUGAUUCAGGUUGUUAUAGUUUUCUUCCUCAUCAUAAUCGAUAAUAUUGGUUUCAGUUAUUGUAUUUAUUUUAUAAUAAAAUGACUUGC